Molecule: messenger RNA, 738 nt
Organism: Megalops cyprinoides (Indo-Pacific tarpon)
Lineage: Eukaryota; Metazoa; Chordata; Actinopteri; Elopiformes; Megalopidae
Gene: nsl1
Product: NSL1 component of MIS12 kinetochore complex
Exons: 6
Coding region: 1-738 (245 amino acids)
Biological process (GO): mitotic sister chromatid segregation
Cellular component (GO): MIS12/MIND type complex; kinetochore
Source: RefSeq, a predicted model, not a curated record
AUGGACACAGAAAAAGAUUAUCGGGUGAAAGUGAAGUCGAAAAAAAUAGUUGUCGAACAGCUGCAAAAGUAUCGAGAACUAAUGAAAAAAUUAUUAGAUGGCCAGUCGUCGAUUGCUGAGGACGUCAAGCAGGAAAUGCUCCAGGAGUUACUGCAGAACUUUGACAAAAGUGUGCAGGAUAACAUUGUGAUCAACGGAGAAUGUUGGGAGGAUGCUCCCAAUGAGGAUAAUGAGGCUGAAUGCAAAACAUUGGAUGAUUUUUUGGAUGAGAACAUUUUAGAAACAACCCUGAAACGCAGCAGCUACCCGAAAAAGAUUCUUCCUUAUGUUGUCCGCUCUUUGAAAGCCGAACGUGAACUAAUGGGUUUAUAUAAACCAACUGUGAAGCCACAAGAAAUGAAAAAAGAUCCGGUUCAAGAAACCAAAAUGACCAGCUUGUCGGAGGCCGCGCCCAGGAUGAUCCGACAAGCCAGCGCUGUCAUGAAGUCUCUUCAGGCCCUGCAGCAAAGCAUGGAGGGCCUCUGUAAGGUGCUGAGCAUGCACCCCACAGCACAGUCAUCGGAGAUUCACAGGGAAGUCUUCGGCCUGCCUCAGGGAGACCGCAUGCCACUUCCAGGCGAUACCAAGGGGAGCGGGCAGUCCCUGAAGAGAAGUGUUGUCGAGGCAGAACUGAAGAAUGCUUAUUCUCUGCCCCCAAAGAGACUGCCCACUGCAAGCAAGAGUAAGGACUCUGAAUGA